Protobothrops mucrosquamatus (brown spotted pit viper) is the source of this 495-nucleotide messenger RNA. It is a transcript of the gene SCAMP5, whose product is annotated as secretory carrier membrane protein 5. The coding region runs from base 1 to 495 and encodes 164 amino acids. Gene Ontology annotation, biological process: protein transport. The transcript has 4 exons. NCBI's taxonomy places the organism in Eukaryota, Metazoa, Chordata, Lepidosauria, Squamata, Viperidae. Gene Ontology annotation, cellular component: trans-Golgi network membrane; recycling endosome membrane. The record is from RefSeq and is a predicted model, not a curated record.
AUGUUUUUACCAGGAUUUCGAGGAGGAAAUCCCACCCCUUCACAGAACCACGGUCAAACGUCUUUACUACCUCUGGAUGUGACGGACAGCUCCUUCAGCUUCAUGGCGUUCUUUUUCACCUUCAUGGCGCAGCUCGUGAUCAGCAUCAUACAAGCCGUCGGCAUCCCCGGUUGGGGAGUUUGUGGCUGGAUUGCAACCAUCUCUUUCUUUGGGACCAACGUGGGCUCGGCGGUCGUGAUGCUGAUUCCCACCGUUCUCUUCACAGCCAUGUCUGUGUUUUCCUUCAUCGCUCUCAGUAUGGUGCACAAAUUUUACCGAGGGAGCGGCGGCAGUUUCAGCAAAGCGCAGGAGGAGUGGACCACCGGCGCCUGGAAAAACCCCCAGGUCCAGCAGGCAGCACAAAACGUGGCCGUGGGUGCCGCUCACAACACCAUGAUGCAGCAUGAAACGCAGUAUUCAGCCACCCCUAACUAUAACUACCCCAACGACAUAUGA